AUGUCAGUUGAAAAAGCAGGUACCAGCCAUAUCGAAGAGUUUGAAGAUCCUAAAGCUAGCACCUCUCAUAUAGAGGUAGGGACGGAUUUGAAAAAGUCUGAUUCCGAAUUGGGAUUGGAUGAAAUUGAAGAAGAACCAUAUUAUAUUGAUUUACCAGAAUCAUUGCAAGAUUUGACUCAAGAAGAGUUAAAACAGUUGGAUAAGAAAACAACCAGAAAGAUUGAUUUGAGAUUGAUGCCGAUGUUGAUCUUCAUUUACAUUUUGAACUAUAUUGAUCGUAACAAUAUUGCUAGUGCAAGAUUGGGUGGAUUGGAAGAGGACUUGGGUUUGGUUGGAAAUCAGUAUGAAAUCAUCAUUUCGGUGUUGUUUGUUGGUUACAUUUUGUUUCAAGUUCCUUCAAAUAUGUUGUUGAAUAGAUUGGGUCGUCCUUCUGCAUAUUUGGCCGUCGUCAUGACUCUUUGGGGUGCCAUCUCAACUUGUACUGCUGCUGUGCAAAAUUUCAGUGGAUUGGUUGCUAUUCGUGUUUUGCUCGGUGUGGUUGAGUCGGCUUUCUUCUGUAGUGCAUUGAUGAUUUUGUCUUCUUGGUACGAUAAAAAGACUUUGGCUUCAAGGAACUCGAUUUUAUAUGCUGGUUCAUUAAUCAGUUCCGCUUUUAGUGGAUUGUUAGCUGCUGCUAUUUUGGAAAUGGAUGGUUUGGGAGGAAUUGAAGGUUGGAGAUACUUGUUUAUCAUUGAAGGUGGUAUCACGGUUUUAACAGUUCCAUUUGCCUACUUUAUCUUGCCAGAUACUCCUCACAAUACCAAGUUUUUGAGUCAACAAGAGAAGGACAUUAUUCAAUGGAAAUUGAAGAGAGAUUUGGGUAACGUUGAUGAUACUGACGUUGAAGCUAAAGUUAGUGAUUGGGAAGGUCUCAAAUUGGCCGUCGCAGAUACAAAAAUGUGGAUGCUUUGUGGUAUGCACAGUUUUUUGGUCGCUGCUUGUGGUGUCACCAACUUCUUCCCCACCAUUGUUGGUACUUUAAACUUUAACCACACUAUUACCUUGUGUUUGACCGCUCCACCUUACGUUGUUGCUGUUUUCGUCACUUACUUUUGGGCCAGGCAUGCUGACAAAACUGGGGAAAGAGCUUUACAUGUCAUCAUUCCCUUAAUUUUGGCCUUGGUUGCAUUCGUAAUUGCUGUGGCGACAUUGAACACCGGUGCCAGAUACUUUAGUAUGAUCUUAAUGAUUCCAAGUUUAUAUUCUGCAUUUGUGGUUAUUUUGACAUGGAUUUCAAACUCGUGUCCUAGACCACCAGCAAAGAGAGCUGUUGCUAUUGCAUUGGUCAACUGUUUGAGUAACUCUACUUCAAUUUGGAACUCAUACUUAUACCCUUCAAGUGAUGGACCACGUUACGUCAAGGCCAUGAGUUGUAACAUUGCAUUUCUUGCUUUAUCCAUCAUUUUCGUCAUUAUGUUGAGAAUUAGAUUGAUGUUCUUGAACAAGAAGAUUGAGAACGGUACUAUGAACUGGCAAAAGGAAUUGGGUAAAGGUAAUGAUGGCUCAAAGAUCUCAGCAGAUUUUAGAUACUUAUAUUAA
Messenger RNA from Lodderomyces parapsilosis, 1578 nucleotides. RefSeq lists its product as uncharacterized. Gene Ontology annotation, biological process: transmembrane transport. Gene Ontology annotation, cellular component: membrane. Gene Ontology annotation, molecular function: transmembrane transporter activity. The record is from RefSeq and is a predicted model, not a curated record. Bases 1 to 1578 code for a protein of 525 amino acids. NCBI's taxonomy places the organism in Eukaryota, Fungi, Ascomycota, Pichiomycetes, Serinales, Debaryomycetaceae. The transcript has a single exon.